AUGGAUUCAUUCGGUCCCAACCGCCUUUCGGUUCGAAAGUCCUCUACCACAGAGCGUUUCCUCGGUGUUCCGUCUCAUGCGCCACCGCACUCUCCAUCUGUCGCCACCACCGACGAGCUCCACGAAGAAGACGUCGUUUUCUUCAACGGCCACUAUAACAUCGAUUCCAACAACCACAACGGUUACACUCCUUCCUCCUCUGCCUCCGUCACUCCCAACCACCACGUCGAUUAUCACCACCACACCCAUGGCAUCCUCGCCGCGCUCCCCGAGAAUAAAACCUACCGCAACCUCCGAAACGUUUCUCAGCACUUCCACAAAGCCUCAAUCUCCUCCAUAUCCUCCGCCUCCUCUUCUUCCUCUUGCUCACGCGUCAUUCCCGCCGUCCCGCGGCCUCCUACCCCGGCGCAACUGUCGUCCGCGCCGGUGAACGUCCCAAUCCUGUCGAUGAAGCCACGGGGGAGACACUGCGAGUUCAAUGAUAAUGAUGACGACGUGAAGGACGACGAUGAGGAGAUGGUGCCGCCGCACGAAUUCGUGGCGAGGAACUCAACGCAAUCGCCUAUGCUCGCUUAUUCUGUUCUGGAAGGGAUAGGGAGAACGUUGAAAGGGAGAGAUCUGCGUCAGGUUCGAAACGCAGUUUGGCGCCAAACAGGUUUCCUAGAUUGA
Molecule: messenger RNA, 669 nt
Organism: Sphenostylis stenocarpa
Lineage: Eukaryota; Viridiplantae; Streptophyta; Magnoliopsida; Fabales; Fabaceae
Source: the annotation of a GenBank genome assembly